UGGGGAAGUUCAGGGAAAGCGGCGGGGGCUAGACCGGGGAGAGGCGUCUCGAGCACCGCCUCGAAAACGAGGGCUUUCCCUCUUCUCGCAAAACUUCGCGGGCACGCGGCAGAAUUCUCGCGAAAGCUUAAGACUGGUUUCUAGACAGACGACACACUGGGUUGCCACUGACGCCCUCUAGCUGUGGAGAUCCUGGGCUUCUGUCUCAAGGCAGGAGCCACCUGCAAUGGGUUCAGGAGCUGGCUCGACACCCACGAUAUGGUCCUUGUUGGAUGGGAGCCUUGGGACAACUGGAUGGUGGGUGCAGGGAGUUGAAUGAAGAACAGCAAAGCCGUAUUGCAUUGGCAUUUGCACAUUGCCACCUACAGCGGUCUGGGAGGAGGUUCCCACCCUGUGAAAUUGGUAGCUCUAUCCGUGACUGCACACAGCACAUGGAUCCGGUGGCUUUUGGAGUAUACACUGAAUUUUUCACCCAUGCUCAUACCAUCUGUUAUUUUCUACACAAUGAGGCUUGGCAGCAGCAAGCCCAAGACACUGUGCACAGGCUGAUAUCCUCUUCUGAAACAGUGGCCCAGCAAUUGGAAUCUACCAACCAGCUUGCAGAAGAGACUGCUCGGGCCCAGAAUGCCACCUUGCGUUCUCAGGAGCAGAUCCUGCGAGAUGGGGAGCUGCUAUGGCGGACACUCCGUGACUCCUCCCAAGGCAUACACCAGGCCUUCCAAGAACUGCAGAAUUCAGCCAUCGAGCAGCGAGUAGCCUUUGCAGAGAUCUUUAAUCGGGUGGCAUUCCUGCACCGCUUUGUAGUGGGGGAAUCCAGUGCUCUCUAUUCUGUCUUCUUCCAUCUCUUGAGUGGUGUUACCACUCUGCUGCUGACCUCUAGCCAACGAACUGCGGGAGCUCGGUUAAUUUUGCUGGCCUUGGUGGGAGCUAAUAUUUAUUUAGAACGUGUCAUCUGCAACCUUCUCCUGGAUAACUCAGAAGAGGGCUAUGACCUGACGGAAAGCAUCUCCUUCUGGGUGGGCCUGUCACGCCAGACUUUUGCUGGACUGUGCGUAGCUGUCCUAGCUUAUUUUAUCUGGACCUACAAGGACCCAGCCAAACAGAGCCAAGAGGUGCUGCAGAGUCUGCAGGAGAUUCGGACAGAGAUUCAGCAACUUUUACAAGAAACUGAGAGGCUGCUGGUGAAACCAGAGCUGCUGUUUCAAGGCACCGAGCCUAGAACAGAAAAGGAGGUAUUGAGUGUCUCAAAGCUGCUGCUCUAUUCAGAGAACAGAGCUGAAAUGGACUCAGAGGAGCACUGGACUGGUCACCAGAGAAAUGAGAUAUGGACUGGCAGCCCCAGGCAGAGAGGACGGCCACCUUCCCAGACUUGUCAUUCAUUGCUUCACCAGCACAGGCAGUCCCAAAACACUGCCACUCAGCUGCUGACAGUCUCUGUACCAGUGGAUGGGACUCCACGGUACAACCUUCGGAGCCGGCAGUCUCUACAAGACCCCAACCCUUCCACGUGCUAUUAAGCCUGAGCCCUGGAUGCCCACAUGAAGAGCCGAAGAGGUAUCACCUCAUUGUGCACUGAUACAGCCAGAGGAAGCAACAUCUCUCCGGGCAGGGUUUUGGUCAAUAAUCAUAUUUCUUUGAGUAAGGGAAUAAGCAGUUCGGGACAUAUAACUCCUUUGAUUUUCUAUACGAGUAUCCAAAAAUCUCUAAGAUAUUAAGCAAUCUGAGCAGGCAAGAGUUGAGCCAAAUAUUAUUAUGCCCUGGGUUGAUAUGGCCUGCCCCAUUUCCUUAACCCAGCUACUUUUGAUUUUCUGUCCCUAGCUUGCAAGAAAAUAGAUCAAGAGAUAGAAAUGGUUACAAAGAGUUUUUAAAAUUAAUUUUAAUUAACCCUAGGAUUUCCCCCGCACAUGAUUUGGCCCAGUAGCCUUCUUUCUGCAACUCUGACUAGAAUUGAAGUGUCCCCGAGUCACUGUUCCCAAGAACGGCAUUCACGCAAGCUCUUUUAGAAGGGCAGAACUGCGCUCCUGCUUGUACCUCCGUUCAACCAAAUUUGACACUGAAGAAGUUUGAGGCUGAGUUGGAAUGAGACUUUCUCUAUCUUCUGUGAAUCUGUUGUAGCAUUAAGAGCCAAAUCUGAGACAAUGCUAAUGCAACUACACCCUUAUUUUAACACUGAUUUUAACCUGCUCAAUAAAGUUUCUUGAUAAAACA
Messenger RNA from Candoia aspera, 2208 nucleotides. RefSeq lists its product as uncharacterized. Lineage: Eukaryota; Metazoa; Chordata; Lepidosauria; Squamata; Candoiidae. The transcript has 10 exons. The coding region runs from base 273 to 1517 and encodes 414 amino acids. The record is from RefSeq and is a predicted model, not a curated record.